This is a messenger RNA of Lepisosteus oculatus (spotted gar), 6256 nucleotides long. RefSeq names its product ATPase phospholipid transporting 8A2 (gene atp8a2). Gene Ontology annotation, molecular function: magnesium ion binding; ATPase-coupled intramembrane lipid carrier activity; ATP binding. Gene Ontology annotation, biological process: neuron development; phospholipid translocation. Lineage: Eukaryota; Metazoa; Chordata; Actinopteri; Semionotiformes; Lepisosteidae. Gene Ontology annotation, cellular component: plasma membrane. The record is from RefSeq and is a predicted model, not a curated record.
UCCCCCCUCGAUCUGCAGCUGCUGGACUGCGCUGUGCCUGGGAGAGACGGGGCGCGUUCACCCUUCUCCUUGGUACAGCCGGUCUAACGAACGCCGCUUGAGACAUUAGCCAGCUCCGGUCCGCUCCACAGUUAAUCUGCCCGUCCCAGACCGCCUCUGGGUAAUUAUGCGACGGUGCUGUGGCUAACACGCUUCGUCAUGGCGAGGUGUUCUGAUCAGCGGGCUGUGUCGAUGACGGGCUGCUCCCGGAGCGCCGCGCUGCACCCGGCGCCCCGUCAUUAGGCUGCCGGGCCCCCGAGCGAGGAGCAUGUCCGCUUGUCUGCCGCGCGAUCCCGCCUCGAGAGAGACCCCGUCACGAUGUAUUUCAAUAGGAAAUCGAAGAAGAUCCACUCGGAAGGAGAGCAAUUAGUUUUGACCAGGCUUAGCAAGGACACUGCUUGCCUCUCUCCCCAAAGUGAUGAAGAAGGUAUGGGAGCCAGGAUAUGCUCAAGGAUGUCAGAUAAGCGCUUUCCUGGGACAUUUGAUAAACGACCCACCUGUUCGUCCUCGGGCUACCGGAAAGCGGAGGAUGAGAUGUCCGGCACCACGUCCCAGGCCGACCCGCUGGACGCCGCGGCUCGGACCCUCGUCCUGAACCAGCCGCAGCUCACCAAGUUCUGCGACAACCACGUCAGCACGGCGAAGUACAGUGUGCUCACCUUCCUGCCACGCUUCCUCUAUGAGCAGAUCCGAAGGGCUGCCAAUGCCUUCUUCCUCUUCAUCGCCUUGCUGCAGCAAAUCCCAGACGUGUCUCCCACUGGCAGGUACACCACCCUGGUGCCCCUCAUCUUCAUCCUGACUGUGGCUGGAAUCAAAGAGAUUAUUGAGGACUAUAAAAGGCACAAAGCAGAUAACACUGUCAACAAAAAGAAGACCAUAGUUUUAAGGAAUGGAGCCUGGCAGACGGUGAUAUGGAAACAGGUGGCAGUAGGAGACUUUGUGAAGGUCACCAAUGGGCAGCAUUUCCCAGCUGAUAUGGUCAUAGUGUCUUCCAGUGAACCCCAGGCCAUGUGUUACAUCGAGACCUCCAAUCUAGAUGGGGAAACCAACCUGAAGAUACGGCAGGGCUUGCCUCUGACAGCGGCGGUACAGUCCAGCGAGGACUUGGUGAACCUGGCUGGCCGGCUGGAGUGCGAGGGGCCCAACGGACACCUGUAUGACUUCACUGGCACUCUGCGUCUGGAUGACCACAAUCCAGUCCCUCUGGGGCCAGACCAAGUGCUUCUGCGGGGGGCCCAGCUCAGGAACACCCAGUGGGUUGUGGGAAUUGUAGUCUACACUGGACAUGACUCUAAACUCAUGCAGAAUUCCACCAAGGCACCCCUGAAGCGCUCCAAUGUAGAGCGGGUGACCAACAUGCAGAUCCUGGUGCUGUUCUGCAUUCUCCUGGUGAUGGCGCUCGUGAGCUCAGUGGGUGCAGCCAUCUGGAACAAGCAGCACACCGAGGCGGCCUGCUGGUACCUGUCCCGGGCAGCUGAUAUUUCCACCAACUUCUGGUACAACCUGCUGACCUUCAUCAUCCUGUACAACAAUCUGAUCCCCAUCAGUUUGCUGGUCACCCUGGAGGUUGUGAAGUUCACACAGGCCCUCUUCAUCAACUGGGACACAGAGAUGUACUACGCUGAGACUGACACUCCUGCUAUGGCCAGGACAUCCAACCUCAAUGAGGAGCUGGGCCAGGUGAAAUAUCUUUUCUCUGAUAAAACCGGAACCCUGACAUGUAAUGUGAUGCAUUUUAAGAAGUGCACCAUUGCUGGGAUUACCUAUGGCCACUUCCCAGAGCUGGAGAGUUAUCGCUCAAUGGAAGAUUUCAGUAAUCUGCCAUCAAGCAGUCACAGCUCCACUGAAUUUGACGACCCAGCACUCAUACAGAACAUUGAAAAAGACCAUCACACAGCUCCACACAUCUGUGAAUUCCUGACUAUGAUGGCUGUAUGUCACACUGUUGUUCCAGAGAGGACUGGAGACCAGAUCAUCUACCAGGCCUCUUCUCCAGAUGAGGGGGCUCUAGUCAAAGGAGCUAAAGGGCUGGGCUUUGUGUUUACGGCAAGGACACCACACUCGGUCAUCAUCGAUGCGAGGGGGAAGGAGCAGAGCUAUGAGCUGCUGAACGUACUGGAGUUCUCCAGUAACCGGAAGCGGAUGUCGGUCAUCGUGAGGACUCCGACAGGGAAGCUUCGACUGUACUGCAAGGGUGCUGACAAUGUGAUUUUUGAACGGCUUGCGGACGACUCCCAAUACAGAGACCUCACCAUCUCCCACCUGGAGCAGUUUGCCACCGAAGGGCUGCGGACGCUGUGCUUUGCCUAUGUUGACCUGACAGAGAGUAGCUAUCAGGAGUGGCUGAAGGAGUAUAACCAGAUCAGCACAGUGCUGAAGGACCGUGCACAGAGGCUGGAGGAGUGUUAUGAGGCUAUAGAGAAGAACCUUCUACUGCUGGGUGCCACUGCCAUCGAGGACAGGCUCCAAUCUGGCGUCCCCGAGACCAUAGGGACACUGAUGAGGGCUGAUAUCAAGAUCUGGGUGCUGACGGGGGACAAGCAGGAGACUGCCAUUAACAUUGGAUACUCCUGCAGGCUGGUGACCCAUGGCAUGUCUCUCAUCAUUGUCAACGAGGACUCCCUUGAUGCGACGAGAGCCACGCUGACGGCCCACUGCGCCUCUCUAGGGGACACCCUGGGCAAAGAGAACGAGCUGGCCCUCAUCAUCGACGGCCAGACGCUCAAGUACGCCCUCUCCUUCGAGGUGCGGCAGUCCUUCCUGGACCUGGCGCUGUCCUGCAAGGCUGUCAUCUGCUGCAGGGUGUCUCCGCUGCAGAAAUCGGAAAUAGUGGACAUGGUGAAGAAGCAUGUCAAAGCCAUCACUCUGGCCAUUGGGGAUGGUGCCAAUGAUGUGGGCAUGAUCCAAACAGCACAUGUGGGUGUGGGCAUCAGUGGCAACGAGGGCAUGCAAGCCACCAACUCCUCUGACUACUCCAUCGCUCAGUUUUCCUACCUGGAGAAGCUGCUGCUGGUUCAUGGGGCUUGGAGUUACAGCAGAGUGACCAAGUGUAUCCUCUACUGCUUCUACAAAAAUGUUGUUCUCUACAUUAUUGAGCUGUGGUUUGCAUUCGUUAAUGGAUUUUCUGGGCAGAUCCUGUUUGAAAGAUGGUGUAUAGGUCUCUAUAAUGUGAUCUUCACGGCCCUGCCCCCCUUCGCCCUGGGGAUCUUCGACCGGCCCUGCAGCCAGCAGAGCAUGCUCCGCUCCCCGCAGCUGUACCGCAUCACCCAGAACGCUGACGGCUUCAACACCAAGGUGUUCUGGGGUCACUGCAUCAACGCCUUGGUCCACUCUGUGAUUCUCUUCUGGUUCCCCCUCAAAGUGCUGGAGCAUGAUUCUGUCUUCAACAAUGGCCGUGCUACAGAUUAUCUGUUUGUAGGAAACAUUGUCUACACGUACGUGGUGGUGACCGUCUGCUUGAAAGCUGGCCUGGAAACCACAGCCUGGACCAGAUUUAGCCACCUGGCUGUGUGGGGCAGCAUGCUGCUGUGGAUGGUGUUCUUCGCGGUCUAUUCUGCCAUCUGGCCCGCCAUUCCCAUUGCUCCGGACAUGCUCGGACAGGCUGGAAUGGUGAUGAAGUGCUGGAGCUUCUGGCUGGGGCUGCUCCUCGUCCCCAUGGCGUGCCUGCUGAAAGAUGUGGCAUGGAGAGCGGGCAGGCACACGUACAGGAAGUCCCUUCUGGAGGAGGUGCAGGAGCUGGAGGCGCAAGCCCAGGACCCAGGGGCAGCUGUGCUUCGGGACACCAACGGACGCAGCCUCAAUGAGCGCGCCCAUCUGCUGACUCGAGUCUUCAAGAAAACACCUUCCAGCCUCGUUCGAUCUAACUCGGUCCAGCAAACUGUGUCACAUGGCUAUGCCUUCUCUCAGGAGGAGCAUGGCGCUGUGUCUCAGUCUCAGGUUGUGCGCUCCUAUGACACGACUCGGAAGCGCUCUGAAGUGGAAUAGUGUCCAGCGGCCACAGGACUGCGUCGUGGGCCGCCACAGCCACAGAGGACUCAGAGGUUUCACCGUGGGGAAAACUGCCACCCGCCAACAAAAAGACAUUGAAUGACACGCUCAUUUCUGUGGCCUUAGCCAAUAGCAUACCUGUGGAAUACUGAUUAAACAUCUCAGACAUAAACCUGAGUGACUCGCCAUCAUGGCUGGGUGCUUUUUGGGGUGUACUGAUCAUUUCUAGGCAGGCUGGCUGAUGGGAUUGCUCAUUCCUGCUUUGUCCCACUCCUGUCCCUUGGUCCAGGUCUCUGUACUGCAGAAGGAGGUCCUGCACAGCUGCACUGUGCCGAGCUGCAACAGCUGAGAUCCCUUUCCAUUAUUCAGUCCACAGCACCUCCCGGGUUCCCCACUCGACUCUCAUAUUUCCUUCACACUGUAGCUUAUUCAAGGAGAGGAGAGAACAAAUGUAUUAUACUUAGAAAGAUAACGGGUGUUUCCCAGGUCAGUGCAAAUACAGAAUGUUAAUGGUGACACAGACUGUGCAGCCUUCCAACACAGUGGAGUCUCUGAGUCUUGACAAAUCUUGACAUACUGGUUGAUUGAGUUAAGGACUAUAAGGAUUGUCUAAGUGCUGUUCCAUGACAGGGGGAGCUGAUAAGGUCUGUGCUGGUCUGUAUUUAUCUGUGACUUCAGAGGGAAUCCCACACUGCAUAGUGUAGUUCUGCCAGUCAGGUUUGAGGUUAAAAGGGAGAACUGUCCCUGUGGGUGCUGCCCUGGGUAGUUUCAGAAGCCCUAACCUUGCCCAGGCAGAUCAAAUCUGUCAAAUACUGUUUGCAAACAGUGAGCUUUUCCUCUGCAUGCCAGCUCGUCUAAUUUCUGUGUUCGAAUGCCUCAUGACUGAAUGCGAUGCUGGGAUUUGGUUUUCACACCUGCCCUGUGGUGUGACCCAGGCAUUGUCAUCGUCCACCUGAGAACCCUACCAGUAAGGCCCUGCGCACUGCAGGCGCCUCCUUCUCCCCUUCCUGGUUUUCUCUCCGUCUAAGCCAGGGUUUAACACGUCAGUCACCGCGAGAGCGGCUGGUUUUGUGUCUUCAAACACCUGCGCGGAAUUAUUUUCAUUGAGCUGACUUUGACGAGGACGAGGACAAAACAAUAAAUUCCAUCCACAUCCGUCUUUGUCCUGGGACCAGCGAGCACACGCCCUGGGAAAAGGGCGUUCUGAGGUGUUUUUAGAGCUCCUUCCAAGAGACACGCCGCGGCCGGAUAUUGAAACCCAAAGCAAAGACCACGGUCUGGCAGAGUGGAAAAGGCGCCGCUCGCGCCGCAGACCUGACUGGGUCCUAAAGCUCUUCCCCCUGGCCGGGGAUGCCUUGCGCUGCCGUGAAAGGAUCUAUAUUUUUCAGCCAAAGAAAGCUGACCCCCGUCACAGAGGCUUGGUGAAGCUUCCUGUUCAAAGGCGCGUGUAGUUGCGCUGACCGGAAGGAAGACUGGAAUGCCAGGUGGCUGGAAGCAUGCAGUCAGGGUUCAUUAAAUAUUCCUGUGCCUCUUUCGAAGUGUUUGUUCGUUCAUUUGUUUGUUCAGCGGUUUGUAGUGAUUGCGCACAUAGGGUCGGGGCGGGGGGGACGAACUGUUCCCCGGCACGAACUGUUAACUACGCCAAGUGAGAACUGGUCAACUCAAACUAACCCCGGCGCCUUUCAGCAAUAGGAGAGGUUGCAGGCAGACCUGCAUUGUGUAAAAUCCCUUUGUGCACCGUGCAGCAGUACAAUAACAAUAUUUCUAUUACACUUGGUCACAUUUUGAUUUGCCGAUAAGAAGGAUAUUGAUUAAAGGUCAAUUUAAUCAUUACAAGUAUGACAACGUAAGGGAUUUCUUUCCGAGCUGUUCUUUCUCUUUUUACUGUAACGUUGCAUGUCAACCUGCUCCACUGUAAAGGUAAAAAGAGUAUCCUGUUGUUUGCACAUUGAUUAUUAAUUAUAGUUUUAAUACUCAAAUGAGUCUGUUUUUCACUUGUCCGGUAAUCUUUUAUUGUUUUACAGAUGAUCUUUUUAAAAAUCAAACAUCUGCGGGGAAUGGUCAAAUUGUGAAGUCCCACCAAAUGCUGAUAGAUAGAUGUUUAGUUGUUUUUUAUGUUUUGAUUAUGUGGUAAGAUGUUAUGACCCUCAGUCUUAUCUUGGAAUUGGUGAAUUCUUCUUGCUCCUAAUGGUACAACAAUGUUUAAUAAUAAAGCCUAAUAGUACAGUAA